AUGGGAGACAAUGCAAUUAUCAAUCAGUUUUUGCACACUGUUUGUGCAAAUGCUCACAUUCAACAUUGUAUGCAUAAAUGUGAUCAUGCACUGACGAGUAUAGGUAAAGAUGAUGACGAGAUUGCGUUUAAGCAAAGAUUUUAUGGCAGUUGUCGUUUUGGUAUGUUUGAGGAGUAUAGUGCAAAACAUAAACGGGAAGAGGACGAGAAAAGCGGAAAACUAAAUGAUGACCACCAGUUUGUUUUCACAGGUUUUGCAACCCUUGACGGAAAACAAUUCCAGUACAAACAUCUAAACACAAAAACGGUGUUUUAUAGCAGACAACAAACCGUUGAACAAGCCGGCAAAGAAUGGGUAGCCGAAAACCCUGGUAGAGCAUGGUUUGAAGUUGUAACUGUUGUUAAAGACGGUGUUGAAAUACAACAAAAACGUAAAAAGAGUUCAGUUUUUAUGUCUGGGACCGCUUCGGGUAGCGAAAGUUACGGGAAAAGGAGAAAGCAAAAGGAAACAAAACUUAGACAGGCAACAUUAUUUGAAUUUUAUAAGCAGGAAUAG
This is a messenger RNA of Paramuricea clavata, 555 nucleotides long. The record is from the annotation of a GenBank genome assembly. NCBI's taxonomy places the organism in Eukaryota, Metazoa, Cnidaria, Anthozoa, Malacalcyonacea, Plexauridae.